Molecule: messenger RNA, 987 nt
Organism: Lolium perenne
Lineage: Eukaryota; Viridiplantae; Streptophyta; Magnoliopsida; Poales; Poaceae
Product: temperature-induced lipocalin-1
Biological process (GO): response to reactive oxygen species; lipid metabolic process
Cellular component (GO): cytoplasm
Source: RefSeq, a predicted model, not a curated record
CUUCCUUCCCCUGCUUCCCUAGGAACUAGCUAGCCAGAGCCCCUGGAACUGAAACCCUCCCACGACUCCUAUAAAUCCACCCAUCUCAACCAGAGCUCACUACAGCUGCAUCCAAGCAAAGCAACCGAUCAAGACCAAACAUCCAGCUAGAAGAAGAAGAUACAGCAUAUAUAAUGGCGGCGAAGGUGAAGAGCGGGAGCGAGAUGGGGGUGGUGCUGGGGCUGGACGUUGCGCGGUACAUGGGGCGGUGGUACGAGAUCGCCUCCUUCCCCAACUUCUUCCAGCCGCGCGACGGCCAGGACACACGGGCGACCUACGAGCUGAUGGAGGACGGCGCCACGGUGCACGUGCUGAAUGAGACCUGGAGCAAAGGGAAGCGCGACUACAUCGAGGGCACAGCCUACAAGGCCGACCCGGCCAGCGACGAGGCCAAGCUCAAGGUCAAGUUCUACGUCCCGCCCUUCCUCCCCAUCAUCCCCGUCGUCGGCGACUACUGGGUCCUCUACGUCGACGACGACUACCAGUACGCGCUCGUCGGCGAGCCCCGCCGGAAGAGCCUAUGGAUCCUGUGCAGGAAGACGCACAUAGACGACGAGGUCUACAGCCAGCUGCUGGAUAAGGCCAAGGAGGAAGGCUACGACGUCUCCAAGCUGCACAAGACGCCGCAGAGCGACCCGCCGCCGGAGAGCGACGCCGCGCCCACCGACACCAAAGGGACAUGGUGGUUCAAGUCACUCUUCGGUAAAUGAUCGAAUCGGCCGGUACUGGAACAGAACGAUGCAAGUGUUUAUCUUUACCGUAGCAGUAUUAGUUCAUCUAUCUAUCUUUACCGUGGCGAAUAAAUGGGAUUCAAAGGCCAGUAGUAGUCUCUUGUUAUAGAACAUCAAUCCGUGUGUGUUUCUUGAUUAUUCAGGUGUUUCUGUUCUGUAUGAUGUAGCUGGUAUAUAUAUGUCGAUAGAAAUGGAGCUAGUGAUCUACUUAUACUUA